UCUUUCAAUUCAGCCUCCUCACUCAUCCUCCUGCAAUCAAACACCAUGGAUCUGAGCAAACCUCAAUUCGGAGCCUCUUCCUCUUCCUCUUCUUCCAAUCAUUCAUGCACAUAUGAUGUCUUUCUGAGCUUCAGAGGUCUGGAUACGCGCAACUAUUUCACAAGCCAUUUGCACAGCAAUUUGGUUAACAAGGGAUUUGAGACCUUUAUAGAUGAUGGGCUUCCGAAAGGAGAAGAUAUAUCACAAAAGCUUCUCGAAGUAAUUGAGAGAUCAAAGAUUUCCAUCGUUGUAUUUUCUGCCAACUAUGCAUUUUCAAAGUGGUGCUUGAAUGAACUUGUCAAGAUCAUUGAAUGUAAAGAAUCCAAGCACCAAAUCGUUUGCCCAAUUUUCUACAAGGUAGAACCGUCGAAUAUACGAUACCAAACGGGCCAGGUUGGUGAUGGAAUUGCUGACCUUAGCAAAUACGAGGAGAACUUAGAGAAGGUGGAGAGUUGGAAGGCAGCUCUUAGAAAAGCAGCAGAUUUGUCUGGGUGGCAGAUUAAGGAUGGAGGGAAUGAAGCGAAUAUCAUUGGUAAAAUUGUUAAAGAUAUCUCAACCUAUAUAACAAAAUCCACCCUUUUACAUGUGGCAACAUGUCCUGUUGGAAUAGAAUCUCGUGUAGAAGACAUACUUAAGCUCUUAAAUGUAGGGCAAGCCAAUCCUCACAUGGUAGGGAUAUGGGGAAUUGGCGGAAUAGGAAAGUCAACACUUGCGAAAGCUGUUUACAAUUCAAUUAGCAAUAAGUUUGAACAUAGCUGUUUCUUGGCAAAUGUUAGAGAGGAAUCAUCUUCAUCUGGAGGUCUUGUCAAGCUACAAAACAAUUUUCUUAAGAAUAUAGAGAGGGAUCCACCUAAUGUGGAAAAUGUUGCUGAAGGAAUCACUCUACUGAAGCAAAAACUAAGCCAGAAAAAGGUUCUCUUAGUUAUUGAUGAUGUGGACUGGUUGGGUCAGUUAGAAGCACUUGCUGUAGAGUCUGGUUGGUUUGGUCCAGGAAGUAAAACUAUCAUAACAACAAGAGAUACAAAUUGGCUAAGUCCUGAUUCAACAUAUGAGGUCAAGGAAUUAAAUCAUGAAGAUGCUUCAAAGCUCUUCAAUUGCUAUGCCUUCAAAGGAGAUAUAUGUCCGGAUGGCUUCUUUGAACUUGCAACUGAGGUAAUACAUUAUGCUAAAGGGAUUCCGUUAGUUUUGGAAGUUUUGGGGUCAGACCUAUGUAGUAAAAAGGAUAAGGAUGUAUGGAAAGCUGCAUUAGAGUAUUACAGGAGAUGUCCUAACAAAGAGAUUCAAAAAAUUCUCCAAAGAAGUUACGAUGGAUUGCAUGAUCAGAUACAAGAAGUUUUUCUUCAUAUUGCAUGUUUCUUUAAAGGUGAUAAAAAAAGUUAUGUGAUUGAUGUACUGCAAAGCUGUGACCUGAAUCCCGAGUAUGCUCUCGCAGUUCUCGUAGAAAAGGCCUUAAUAAAAAUUGAGAAAGACAAUUGGAUUUGGAUGCAUGAUCUUAUAGAGGACAUGGGAAAAGAAAUUGUUCGGCAAGAGUCUCCUGAGAUAGGAAAACGUAGUAGACUGUGGCUUUACGAGAAUGUUAGCGAGGUCCUUGAGGAAAACACAGGAACAGAUAAAAUUAAAGCCAUCGCGGUGAGAAGAGGAGAAUUCCAAACACAAAAGAUACAGUUGAACGGCGGAAGCUUCACAAACUUGAAAAAUCUUCAAAUUUUUAAAGUCGAUGGUUAUGAGAUGCUUAGUGGAGAGAGCGUGGAUCAUCUCCCCAACCAGUUGAGGGUCCUUGACUGGAGUGAUUGUUCAUUACUAUCGCUGCCAACGAAUUUUAAUCCGAGGAAACUUGGCAUGCUGCGAAUGGGUGGGCCCUGCACGACUCCUCUGGGAUUGAAAUUGAAGGAAAUGCGACACUUGAAAUCUAUCAAAUUGUGCGGCUGUGAUGGUCUAACCAGAAUUCCCGACUUGUCUGGAUUAACAUGCUUAAAGGAGCUGGACCUGUCUUACUGUAAUGAUUUAGAUGAAGUUGACCCUUCGGUUGGCCGUCUCGAUAAGCUCGUCCAUUUGGAUCUCAGCGGUUGUGAAAAGCUCCGUAUGUUUCCGAAGGUGAUCAGCCUGAAAUCUUUGGAAACUCUAGAUCUCUCUGAUUGAGUUGUUCCCUGAAAUUGAGGGAGACAUGAAGUCUUUGAAAUACCUGAAUCUAAGUACGACUGCCAUCAAAGAGUUACCUUGCUCAGUUGGAAAUCUCACUGGCCUUAAAUCCUUGGAUCUAGGUUGGUGUUAUAAACUUACAAAUGUACCAUCGAGCAUUUUCUAUGAAUUGCAUUGUCUGGAGGAUCUUGAUCUAGAGCGCUGCUAUAGCCUAGUUACAUUUCCAACAAAGUCAGAAUCACUUCCUCCACCGGUCUUUUCAACUAACCUGACGAGAUUACAAGUUCGUCUGACCGGAUGCUGGCAGCUUAAAGAAAUUUCAGAAUUUCCACGAGAAAUAGAUGGCUUAUUUGUGAGUGGUUGUGAGUCAUUAGAAAGAAUCUCAAAGUUGUCAAAAAUUUUGGAGGGGAAAGAUUCAAAAAUGUUCGGUCAGUUGGACUUGACUUCCUGCGUACUCUGCGAUGAUCUGGCUUGUCAACUAGUAUCAGGGGUUGACGUUGACAAGCGACUAUUUCAUCUGGCCAACAAGAGAACCGGAGGAAUAUUGAUGGAAGAGGCAGAGGAAGAAUUGAUGGAAGAGGCAGAGGAAGAAUUGAUGGAAGAGGAAUAAUUGAUGGAGGAGGUAGAGGAAGAAUCGAUGGAAGAGGAAGGGGCAGAGGCAGUGAAAUUGACGGCUCUGUUGAUGGAGGAGGUAGAGGAAGAAUUGAUGGAGGAGGCAGAGGAAGAAUCGAUGGAAGAGGCAGAGGAAGAGGCAGUGAAAUUGACGGCUCUGUUGACUCUAUUUUUCUCUUGUGUGAAAUCUGAUGAAUUCCGAGUAACAUUUCCUGCAAGUGCUCCACUUCCAAACUGGUUCACCUGCCGUCACGAUGUGAAUUGGCAUGUGCAUUGGGAUGAGGAUAAGGAUCUGAAUUGGAAAGUGAUAAAUGAAGAGCAUGAGUUUUGCAUUGAAAUUCCUCAAAACUCCAAUUGGGACAACAAAGGGUUGGCUCUCUGUUUAGUCAAUCAUCGCAUUCUGAUUACCUCACUCAUUUUGUUUACAUCAAUGGAAUAAAGUUUGAUGAGCAACAGAUCUGGGGGGACGUAGUGUGGGUGCAUUAUAUUCCAUUCGUGACAGUAAAAAAGAGGUUGAGUGAAAGUGGGAUAUCGUCACCUGAUAUGUUUCGAGUUAUGUUUCGUCUCAGAGAAAAUUUUAUUGAAACAGAAAUGCCUUUUGGGGCAAGCUGGGGAGUCCACCUGAUCGAAGAUUUGGAAGGAGAAGACCGAUGAUAGUUCAGCUGACUUCCAGUAUAUGCUGAUUCUGCUGCCACUAAGGAUGACAUUCACACACCCAAGUUACAAAACACUUACCUCGGAAGAACUACUCCUUUAAAAGCAUGAUGCUCGAUCAUCAUAACACAAUGUGAAGGAGUGUUCAAUUUUGAGGAAAUGAUCUAGUGAGUCGUUGGAAGCAAACCUCUAGAGCAUGAUCAAUGGAGUUGAUAAGACCAACACUGAGGGUAUCUAUGUCUGAAUUCCUUGUUUGUUCCAGAGCAGUAAAGACACGCACAUUGAUCAAUAUUUCAGAAAUGAAAGGACAGGGAAAAAUCCUUAUGCAAUGUCUGUAUUAAGUUGAGUUGCAAAGGAACUCGAUGCUCCAGAUAUGGCUAAUACAAUAGAGCAAGUGGAUUAUGUACUUCAUUAGCAAGCAAGGUUGGACAUACCAUGGAUUUCAUUCAGUUUUUCCUAAGAAGAAGGCAAUACAUGCCUGUUGCAAGUUUGAGUUAUCCUUGAUAAAAAGGUUCAAAGGUGUAGAAGAGUUGAGGAAAACAGCAUUUGGGCCUCUUAAAAAUGUCCGCCCAGAUUGAGGAGGACAUUGAUGCAGAAGAGUUGCAGGCGGGUGGAAGCAUUUCACCAAGAGCUUAUAUUGGAACAACAUGGUGAUCGAUCAACAUAUAUAAAAUGCUGAGGUGAACUAUAUAUUCCUUUUGAAUCAACAAUUAGAGAUGGUUUAUGAGUUGCUAUCAUCUGAUUAAUUAAGGACCCAGCAAGUGUGGGAUGAUAUGCUCAACUUGGGGAAGGAAUUUUUCUGUUCAACUGUGGUACAGAUUUCUGCUUCCAUUGGAGCUUUUAGAGGAGACAGUCUCGUUUGACUACUUUUAAACUUCUUUCUUUGUUUAUUUUGUAGAGAGACUGAUCUAAUCAGUGGGAUGCCAAACUGAUCGAGAUUUAAUUAGUUUAGGACAGGGAUUUACUCUACACUCAUAUUUGCAACUCUUGAUAUUUGACAAGAUGAAAAUCAGCAAUGUUGUCCUCUUAAUGCAAGCUAAGAUGAAUCUAGAGAUCUGGUCGAGACAAUAAUGAAUUACUGAGUUUACGUAACUUCUUUUUCUAUAAGCGACUGCUGCAGACAAUCUUUGCAAUUAAGGGUUGGUCUUAUGGGAUUUGAACUUUUAAAGGUGCUGUCUCCUAAUUACACUAGCAGGCAGCCCGCGCUUUGCUGCGGGUGAGUGAAUGCCCAUUUCGCUACCAUUUUCUUUUGUAUAUAUGCAGCUUCUUCUUCGUCUUCUUGUUCCA
Rosa rugosa (rugosa rose) is the source of this 4731-nucleotide messenger RNA. Its product is annotated as TMV resistance protein N-like. The transcript has 8 exons. Gene Ontology annotation, biological process: defense response; signal transduction. Bases 46 to 2178 code for a protein of 710 amino acids. The record is from RefSeq and is a predicted model, not a curated record. Gene Ontology annotation, molecular function: ADP binding. NCBI's taxonomy places the organism in Eukaryota, Viridiplantae, Streptophyta, Magnoliopsida, Rosales, Rosaceae.